This is a messenger RNA of Bactrocera neohumeralis, 1502 nucleotides long. RefSeq lists its product as uncharacterized. The record is from RefSeq and is a predicted model, not a curated record. The transcript is spliced from 2 exons. Lineage: Eukaryota; Metazoa; Arthropoda; Insecta; Diptera; Tephritidae. Bases 595 to 1365 code for a protein of 256 amino acids.
AGACCACUUAAGUGAUAAAUAUUAUAUAAAUCGCCGCUGUAUAUACCAGUAGUUGUUCCAUCAGCAAGAAUCACACAGAAAUUACACAGGAAUCAUUAAAUUUAGCUCUUGAAGAAAUAAAAAGCAAUGGGAUGACAUGUUACAAGGCUUCAAAGUUAUAGUGUUCCGAAGAAAAUCUACUGGACAAAAUUAAAUACAAGUAUUCAAAAGGCUGCCCAGGAUCUCCAGCUGUGCUAACGACAGAAGAAGAAAGUUUUAUUGUCAAAUGGGUUUGUUAUCUGGCGGAAAUAGGCUUUCCAGUAACAAAAUAUCAACUUGUAAACUGCGUUACUAUCUUGGUUAAGGAAAUAAAUUAAAAAUAAUUCCGAAGAAUUUUUACAAAGUUUUGAGAAAAGAUUGCCGGCUGAAAAGCUUAAACUGUUUAUUGAGUGCAGCGGAACUUGGAAGGGUGAUGUUAAAGACGAAAACUUAUUUUACUUUUGGAGAAGUGUUAAGAAUGAGCAAACAAGCAGCUACAUUGCAAGUAUUUCUAUUUCCGAUCUUAAUAUUACGAGUAUUUUAGCUAACAACGACUGUUUAUUGGAUAUCGAAAACAUGAGUAUUGAUUUCAUAGAUUCCAAUGAAGAAUUAGUUAACAAACAUAAUUUGAGCAGCUCAACUCCAUCUUGUGCCGUGAAGUCCAAGCAGCGUGAAGUAGUACAUAUAUUGGACAGUAUACCUUGCCCAGUAGCUCAAGCCAUUAACUUCGAAGACAUCCCAACAACUGUCAACCAUCCACCAAGACCUCAGUUGCCCCCUAGGGAGGCGAAUGACAAUGCAGACGUGGUUAAUAUUAAUUCGAGAACACCACCAAAAAGAACAAUUAAUGCAAUAGAAAUAAAAAAAUCUGAAUUUCCAACGCCUUUCAAAAAUGCUCUUUUCUGGCCAGAGCCCCAACCAGUGAACCCGAACAAAAAAAUUGUCAAGAAAAAAUUAACCCCAACUGUCGCCACUGCUUCUGAAUACAUUGAGUAUCAGCGACGCUUGGAUGAAGAAAAAAAGAUUAAGAAAGAAAAGAUAAUUUUAAAAAAGAAAGAAAAGCAAGGUUUAAAGGUGAAAGUAAGACGGAACAUUAAUAAUAGUUUUAAUCCAGGAGACUAUGUUGUAGUAAGGUAUGAAGGCGAGAAAUUUCCUGUGCAGGUGUUAAAAGUUACUAAUGGGAAUCCAGAAAAAUUUCAAAUCAAAACCAUGACAAUGAGUGGAUCUAACUGGAGUUGGCCAGGAAAAGAAGAUAUUUUAGAAUACGACGCCGAUGAAGUAGUUAAAAAAAUUAAUUUACCUCAGCCUAUAAAUAAGAGAGGAAUAUUUUCAAUACCUGAUAUGUAAUAAACUAAAAUUUAAUAUUGAACUGACUUUAUGUAUAUUAAUGUAAUUGAAAUUAUUUUAUUUCACGUACAAGCAAUUGAUUGUAUACAGUUUUACUAACUAAAUACUUAUUAUUUUAUGUUUAUAUAUCGCAUCAA